This is a messenger RNA of Physeter macrocephalus (sperm whale), 5380 nucleotides long. RefSeq names its product OTU deubiquitinase 4 (gene OTUD4). NCBI's taxonomy places the organism in Eukaryota, Metazoa, Chordata, Mammalia, Artiodactyla, Physeteridae. The record is from RefSeq and is a predicted model, not a curated record. Gene Ontology annotation, biological process: negative regulation of toll-like receptor signaling pathway; negative regulation of interleukin-1-mediated signaling pathway; regulation of protein K48-linked deubiquitination. Gene Ontology annotation, molecular function: K63-linked deubiquitinase activity; cysteine-type deubiquitinase activity. The coding region runs from base 20 to 3340 and encodes 1106 amino acids. The transcript has 21 exons.
CUGCAGCGCGACCGGCAACAUGGAGGCGGCCGUCGGCGCCCCAGACGGCGGCGACCAGGGCGGCGCGGCGCCCCGGGAGGACGCGACGCCCAUGGACGCCUAUCUGCGGAAACUGGGCUUGUAUCGGAAACUAGUCGCCAAGGACGGGUCGUGCCUGUUCCGGGCCGUGGCGGAGCAGGUGCUGCACUCUCAGUCUCGCCAUGUUGAAGUCAGAAUGGCCUGUAUUCAUUAUCUUCGAGAGAACCGAGAGAAAUUUGAAGCGUUUAUAGAAGGGUCAUUUGAAGAAUAUUUAAAACGUUUGGAAAAUCCACAGGAAUGGGUUGGACAAGUGGAAAUAAGUGCCCUUUCUCUUAUGUACAGGAAAGAUUUUAUAAUUUAUCGGGAACCAAAUGUUUCUCCUUCACAAGUAACUGAAAAUAAUUUUCCUGAAAAGGUAUUACUGUGUUUUUCAAAUGGAAAUCAUUAUGAUAUUGUCUAUCCCAUAAAGUAUAAAGAGAGCUCUGCUGUGUGUCAGUCUCUGCUUUAUGAAUUGUUGUAUGAGAAGGUGUUUAAAACUGAUGUUAGUAAAAUCUUGAUGGGACUAGACACCUCUGAAGUAGCUGAUGAAAACAACAGUGAAAUAUCAGAUUCAGAGGAUGACAGUUGCAAGAGUAAAACUACCACUGUUAAUGAUGUGAAUGGAUUUAAAUCUUUGUCAAGUGAUCAGCACCCGAAAAGCAAUGGGAACUCUCCUAGCCUUCCUUUGUCUAGAAAGGUUCUUAAGUCACUCAGUCCAGCAGUCUAUAGAAACGUGGAAUAUGAAAUUUGGCUGAAGUCUAAACAAGCUCAACAAAAACAUGAUUAUUCCAUUGCUGCUGGCUUACAGUAUGAAGUUGGAGACAAAUGCCAAGUUAGGUUGGAUCACAAUGGAAAAUUUUCUAAUGCAGACUUUCAAGGGGUUCACUCUGAGAACGGGCCAGUUUUGGUCGAAGAACUUGGAAAGAAACUCUCCCCGAAGAACCUCAGACUGCCUUCCUCAGAAAGCUGGAACACGGUGGCAGGGAAGAAGAUGAAAAAACCUCCCUCCGGACAGAAUUUCCACUGUGACGCGGACUACAGAGGGUCCAAGGCCCCGGCGAAGCCAGGCAAAGCCCCGCCCGCGCUGCCACCUCGCCUGCAGCACCCUCCGGGGCUGAGGCAGCGCGCGCCCCCCGGCCACUCUGCAGCGCCGCAGUCUCAGAAGCCCUCCAGUGAGCACAGAAGUCUGAGCAGGACACCCACACAGGCCACAAGGAAACCUGAUCGUGAGAGAGCUGAGGAUUUUGAUGCCACGACUCGAGAAUCUAACUAUUUCGGCCUCUCUCCAGAAGAGCGCAGAGAGAAGCAAGCUAUAGAAGAAUCUCGUUUACUCUAUGAGAUUCAGAACAGGGAUGAACAGGCUUUCCCAGCCCUUUCCAGCUCAUCAGUCAGCCAGUCAGCUUCUCAGAGUAGCAACCCAGGCAUCCAGAGAAAAUCAGCACAUGGAAGCGAUAGAAAAGGAAGCAGGCGGAGAAUGGACACCGAAGAAAGAAAAGAUAAAGACUCUGUCCAUGGACAUACCCCCUUGGAUAAAAAGCCCGAGCCAGGCACACUGGAGAAUAUUAGCAAUGAUAAGUGUUCAAGAAUUACAUCACCAUCAAAGAAAUUAGAGUGCCCACCUCCUACAGAACAAAAGCCAGCAGAACAUGUGUGUCUGUCCAAUCCAGCUCCCCUUCUAGUGUCUCCAGAGGUACAUCUAACUCCUGCCGUGCCUUCUUUACCAGCCACUGUGCCAGCCUGGCCAAGUGAACCUACAACUUUUGGACCAACAGGUGUCCCUGCUCAAAUUCCUGUUUUGUCAGUGACACAGACUCUGACCACGGGACCUGAUUCUGCUGUGUCCCAAGCUCAUUUAACACCCUCUCCAGUUCCUGUGUCAAUACAGGCCGUUAACCAGCCCUUGAUGCCUUUGCCUCAGACACUGAGCCUUUACCAAGACCCACUCUAUCCUGGGUUUCCUUGUAACGAAAAGGGAGAUCGAGCCAUUGCACCACCUUAUUCACUGUGUCACACUGGGGAGGACCUGCCUAAAGAUAAGAACAUUCUUCGAUUCUUCUUCAAUCUUGGUGUAAAGGCAUACAGUUGCCCUAUGUGGGCCCCGCAUUCUUACCUGUACCCUCUGCACCAGGCCUACCUGGCAGCCUGCAGGAUGUACCCAAAGGUCCCUGUCCCCAUGUACCCUCAAAACCCUUGGUUCCAAGAAGCUCCUGCUCAGAGUGAAAGUGACUGUGCCUGUCCGGAUGCACACUUCCCCAUGCAGCCUGAGGCCAGUGUUAACGGUCAGAUGCCCCAGGCAGAGAUUGGACCGCCGACGUUUUCUUCAGCCCUGGUUAUCCCUCCGUCUCAGGUGUCUGAAAGUCACGGACAGUUGUCUUAUCAGGCCGACCUGGAAUCUGAAAACUCUGGGCAGCUUCUUCACGCUGAAUAUGAAGAGUCGCUGAGUGGCAAGAACAUGUUCCCGCAGCCGUCUUUUGGACCGAACCCAUUCUUAGGCCCGGUUCCCAUCGCACCUCCUUUCUUUCCUCACGUUUGGUAUGGGUACCCUUUUCAGGGAUUCAUAGAAAAUCCAGUAAUGAGGCAGAAUAUUGUUCUGCCCUCUGAUGAGAAAGGAGAAUUGGAUCUGCCCCUGGAAAAUCUGGAUCUUUCUAAAGAAUGUGCUUCGGUUUCCGCAGCAGACGAGUUUCCCGAGGCUGGAGGUGAAGACACGCGUCCUCUCCCUGAAGCCAGUGUGAGCGAGCGCGAAGGCCGGGCGGAGCCGUCAUCCCAGACGCCUAAGGCAGAUCUGGCGCUGGCUCCCGUCCCUCCUGCGGCAGAGGGGAAGGCUCCGCUUCCCACUCAGAUUCUAAACAGAGAGAGAGAGACUGUGCCUGUUGAACUUGAGCCUAAAAGGACCAUUCCGAGUCUGAAAGAAAAACCAGAAAAAGUGAAAGAUCCUAAGACUGCUGCCGACGCGGUCAGUGGGGCCAGCUCUGUGGACAGCAGGGUGCCGAGACCAAAAGAAGAGAGCUCAGAGGAUGAAAGCGAGGUGUCUGACAUCCUGAGAAGUGGUCGAUCCAAGCAGUUCUAUAAUCAGACUUACGGAGGCAGGAAGUACAAAAGUGAUUGGGGCUAUUCUGGUAGGGGGGGCUACCCUCAUGCGAGAGGGGAGGAGUCCUGGAAAGGGCAGCCAAGCAGGAGCCGAGAUGAAGGUUAUCAGUACCAUCGGAAUGCCAGAGGACGGCCCUACAGGGGGGAUAGGAGGAGGUCGGGGAUGGGAGAUGGCCAUCGGGGACAGCACACUUGAUGGUGUUGCUGCGGCGUUUUAGAGCAGAAGCCCUAAGAUCUUAGGUGGAACGUUUCUGAAGUCUUUUAAAAAAAAUACAUUAAAAUAAAAACCCAAAUUGGAACUCUCUCCUCCCCUGCCCCUUUGCCCUCCCUCUCAUUCUGGACAAGAGAUUUUGCAUAUGCGUUUAAGGGGGCAGGUGAAUUCCUGGUGUUGCCAUUUUUCUUCAUUCACAAUCUGUCUGUCGGGUGACUGCCCCCAUAAAAAGUAAGAAAUAAGUUUGUUAAAGUAUUUUUUAUAAACAGCUUAAUAUGAAACAUCAUAGAUUUAGUGUUUGAUUUUUUUCCUUAUAUAAGUUUAAUUUUCAAAUGUUGGAAAUGAGUGCUUUAUAGUGUUUACUAAAGUGACAAAAUACAUCAUUUGACACACUAUAGAUUCCAAAACAUAACAUUGCACCAAAUAGAAAUGUAUAUUUUAUUAUGCAAUGCCUUAGUCAUAAACUGGGCUCAAACAAUUCUUAGCCUAAAACACUGUUGUCUUUUGAAAUGCUUCCAACCCAAAGGCCUUUCAUCUCAAUAUCUGUCAAACUUGAAUAAUGUCUUCUCUUUAAUAUUACACAUAAGGCAGCCUAUUAACCUGUGUCUUAGAAAUGUUGUAUAUAGUUCUUUUAAUAUUCAUAGGGUAUAUUUUUGAAUUUUGGUGAGUAUUUGUUGAACUUGAGAUUGCAUACAAGAAUAGAUGUUUAAGAAAUAAUAGGAAAUCUAAUGAAAUGGCUGUUCCCACCAAGAAUUCUUAGCACUGGUGUAAAUAUCAUGGUGCCUACUCGAAAGAAAUGUAGAUGCUAUGCAUUUUGAAAAUAAUCUGCAUCUGUUAAAACUGCAGAAGUUUUUUAAUGCCACUUUAACACUAAUGCACUGACAGAUUUAAAUAUUUUGUGAGAAGAAAUGUUAAAAAUUUUUAGCCUGACAGGUUUCUAUAGAGUUACUGUGUUUCAUUUUUCCCUUUGCACCGCCCUCGGUUAUGUGUACCACUUUACAUUUGCAUGUUCAAUCUGUCACGGCUGGAACUAUAGUACAAAAAAGGAUGAUUGUGACUUUGAGUUCUUUUCUAGAGGAUGCUGCUAGACAGUGGAUUUGUUUGCAUUUAAUAACUUGUCACCCCUUCGGUGACAUGUCUCUGAUUCUGUUUCCUUCCAGUCUCUUGCAGUAUUCACUAGCCUUUCCCUUUGCAUGUUGCACUCAGUUCCCAUUUGGAGAUUUGAUUCUCUGAAUUAACACAGUAUUCAUUCAUCUGUGUUACUAUGUAAAAAUAACUGUAGCUUAUAUUUCUUAUUUGUACAUACCAAUGUGAAGUUCUACCCUUUUUUAUGUUCUGCUUUGAUCAGGAAGUUUUGAGUGCUAUGCAAAUAAUGUAAUUUCUCUUUGCAUGCCAUGUGUAAUAUACCUAGCCAAAAGUAGAUUUUUUUUUUUUUUAAAGCAAUUACUUUAUAAAAGCAGAUACAAUUCACUUGAAUUUGACAAACUGAAGCAGAUGAGUUUUCUGGGUUCUCUGAUAACCUGCGGGAAUGUUUGGACGCCAGCUAGGCUCAGUGAAUCUCCACUGUACUGUAAUAAUGGUUAUUUACCUCUGUGUUGUUUUAAUUACCUAAUGUCUUUGUAACUGCUGAUUUGAGUAGUGAUUAGUGUGUAGAUGUUUUGUAACAUAGGAUUUUAGAGAGCACUUUGAAAGAUAACAUUUUAUUCUGAUGGUGCUAGGUAAAAAUUUGUAAAGACUGGGAUGGUUGUGUGGAAAAGAAAAAAAUUCUUGAGAGAACCUGUUGAAAGGAAUUUCUGUUGUCACCUUCUGAGCUGGAACAACUGGGGCAGAAGGUACUGCUUAAGCAAUUUUUUUCUUGGUUAACGUGAACAGUUGUUAGGGAAUGAGAAGAUGAGAGGGUCCUCCACUUUCAGCUCAUGCUUGUAUAUGUAGGAUUAGCUUACCUGAUAAUUUUAAUGAAAAUUACAUUAGAUAUAAUGACCAGAUUUAAAAGUUCAAUGUAAGUUUGAUCUCAGGAGUCCAAAA